Messenger RNA from Caenorhabditis sp. 36 PRJEB53466, 1484 nucleotides. Lineage: Eukaryota; Metazoa; Nematoda; Chromadorea; Rhabditida; Rhabditidae. The record is from the annotation of a GenBank genome assembly.
AUGCUAUCGAAAUGUGACAUUCAAUCAAGAAUCUUGCUCCUCUUCGCACUCUCUCUUCUCGUCCUCGCCUCCGUCUUGUUCCUCAUCCAUUCCACGUCAAUCUAUGAUCUCGACUCGACAAUAUCCGACUUCUCGUCGAUUUAUUUGGAGCAUGUGAGAAAGUUCAAAGAGCCCUAUCCACCUAUGCUCAUCGGAGCCUAUGAAAAUGAGCAUGGAAUUUCGGUUUCAGUGGCUGCGCUCAAACCAAUCGGGUAUGAAAUUCAAUUGAUGGUUUACAGUUCAAAUUGUGUUUUAGGUACACUGUCUACUGUCGAUACUUUGACAAAACCGGCAAGGAACAUGAGAAGCCCAUGAAAAGCUUCGUCUUCCCGUUAUUUGUGGUGUUUUGCGAUAGAAAGACACCGGAAACGUAUCGAAUUGCGAUUACGGACAGUCCGACAACCUUGGUAUACGAACAGUUUCAAACAAACGUCAUUAGAUGGACCGGUAAGCGUAUUUUUCGAGGAAAAGAGCGAGAGAGCGAGGGAAAAGAGUCUUCCAGAAAGUUACACUCGCUUCCUAACGCAUUGUGCAGCUCCAAUAUUCGGAAAAGAGCCGAAAUGGUUGCAUUUGGUGGAGAUGAUCGAGCACUACAAACUGAUGGGCGUCUCCAAAUUCUACUUUUACGUCCGCGAAAUCGAUCCGUACGAUUUGGAACUGCUGCGGCACUACGUUGAGAAACGGGAAGAAGUGGAAAUUGUGGAGGUUCCUUCCAUUUACAUGGAUGCGGUCUCACAACAGUUGCUCGCUGUUGCUGUAAGUUUAGAGAAGGACGGUAGAAGGAAGAAGGAACGAGAAGUUUAGGACUGUCACCUACGGAAUAAAUUGUCUGCGAACUGGACCAUAUUCUCAGACAUUGACGAAAGAAUGAUAAUGACGGAUGAGAAAGAGACAAUAUCCAACUUUCUGAGGAACUCUCUCGGCGACUCUUAUGGAGCGGUCAUGUUCGCCCAACGAUGGAUCUUCAAGCUCGAUCAGCUACCCGAUCACUUCAUCAACUAUCAACAGGUACUAUUCUGUGUUGCGGCAACAAUACUCAUCUUCUUCAGGUAAUGGAACAAAUGCCAACACGUAAAUGGGAGGUGACUACACGCGCGGCGGUGAACUGUACGGAAGGGAAACACUGUUGGGGGAAGAUGAUUAUAAACAACAGAAAGGUCCUUCAAAUGUUGAUUCACGAUGUGGGCGAGUACGAAAACGGAUUCGAGCCGUGGAUUCUGGAUCCGAAAGUUGGAUACAUCAGGUAAACAAUUCGUUCUAUUCGUGUACAGGCUCAUACGUUCAGGCACUAUCGAGACGUGAAAAUGGGCAAUUGGUUCAAGAGAAACAAAGAUCACUUGGAAAGUCUGAAACCCUUUGAAAACACUACUUACAAUAACCAUCUCAAAUCGACGCUUCUCUCCAAUGUUUUGCAAGUUCUUCAUGAGGUUUACGAUCGUCAAUGA